This is a messenger RNA of Thecamonas trahens ATCC 50062, 798 nucleotides long. RefSeq lists its product as uncharacterized. The coding region runs from base 350 to 772 and encodes 140 amino acids. The transcript has a single exon. NCBI's taxonomy places the organism in Eukaryota, Apusomonadida, Apusomonadidae. The record is from RefSeq and is a predicted model, not a curated record.
GGCCGCCACCCGACGACGACGACGAGUCGUCCGACUCGGGAUCGUUGUAGUCAAAGAGCGACGACGACUCGAGGAUCGAGUCGGAUGACGAGAGCGCGUCAAAGACGUUCUCCGACGACGAGCAAGCGUCCGAGGCAAAGACAGAGGUGGCGGCACGGCGACCGGCGUCCUCACCGCCAAACAGGCCGGACGAGUCGUCCGAGAGCGAGGCGUCGUCCGAAUACGGCACGACGUCGUACGACUCGUCGUCGCCCGAGCCCGGGUCCGAGCCGCGAGUUGCCACCCGUGCCAGCAGGAUCUUGAGCGCCUCCUUGAAAAACGCAAUGUGCUCGCCGUUGCCGGUGUUAAGAUGGCCGGUACCGUCGACGUCGACCGCGCGGAAGGCCUUGACCAGAUCCGCCACCUUGAGGUACUCAAAGUCAGACGAGGUGGCAAAGAACUUGCGGAACUUGGAGAUGACCCGCGCCUUGGGCACAUACCCGAUCCCGUGGUACCCGACGACGUCGUCGACAAAGUCAAAGGCGUGCGAGUCGGAUGGGUAGAGGAGCCACCGCUCGACCGCCGUCGCGAUCCGUCGCUUCUGGAUCCGCACGUACCGCGCGUCCAUGUCCUUCAUGUUCUUGAGCUUGAGGUCGAUGAGCUCGUGGUUCUCGCCCUUGUACCACGGCACAGGAUCCGUGUCAAGCAUCUCCUCCACCCCACCCACCGCCGCCCCGCGCCGUCGGUGGUGCCUGCCGUGCCGCCCGUGCUUGCCGCCGUGCGACGACCGUGACCGCCUGCUCCGCCGCCGCAUCACCC